Molecule: messenger RNA, 3247 nt
Organism: Dufourea novaeangliae
Lineage: Eukaryota; Metazoa; Arthropoda; Insecta; Hymenoptera; Halictidae
Product: scm-like with four MBT domains protein 2
Exons: 8
Coding region: 350-3088 (912 amino acids)
Biological process (GO): regulation of DNA-templated transcription
Cellular component (GO): nucleus
Source: RefSeq, a predicted model, not a curated record
AGGAAAGUCUUGAAGUUCUGCGAUACAAUAGAAAAGGGUUAAAAUCUUGGUGUAUGGAACAGAGGACGGAUAGUGGUCGUUUCAUGAAAUACAUAUGACCGAAGGUAAUUCAAAAUGUUGCUCAAUUCGAUGUAGGUAGCUCUGAUAUUCGGGACGAGUGCGCCAAGCGUGCCGCACGAGUGAGACAGGCAGAAAGAGAAAAACGAAGACACGCACGGUAGGCUAGUAUAGAGCGGCACGGGCAGCUACGAUUCACGAUACAUAUUAUUUUUCAUUAAAACAAGCAUCACGGAAAUUACGAAAAAUAAGUACGGAACGGGAUAAGGCUUUAUAAUAUUAUAACGAAACCAUGGAACAUUGCGAGGGCUUUACGCAAGAGAAAGUACAAGAAGGAGAAUAUGGAUUCUUCUGGCAAGAUUAUUUGGAUGCUACAGAAAGUGUUGAAGUUCCACAAAUUAUGUUCCCACAUGUGGAACUCACACUACAAAGUGGUAUUGAGAUUGGCAUGUCACUUGAAGUACCACUUUCAAAGAAUACAGAUGAGAAAAAUAUUAAAUUUUGGGUGGCUUCCAUUGUCAUGGCAUGUGGACCUCUGCUACGAUUACGAUACUUUGGUGGGGAUGAUAGGUCCUUGGAAUUCUGGUUUAAUCUUACCAAAGAAGCUGCUCAUGAACUUGGAUGGUGUAUGAAGAACAAUAAAAAAUUGGAACCUCCCGAUAUUGUACUUCAGAGGUCUCCAGAAUCUGUAGAGAAAUUGAUUGAGUUUUUAGCAACAGCCAGGACUGUUCCAUCAGAAAUGUUAUCAGGGGAUGGUCUCAGCAUGACAGAGAGAAUUAAACAAGGCAUGAAGGUUGAAGUUAGCGAUACCCUACAUCCUUAUAAAUUAUGGGUAGCUACGAUCAUAGAGAAUGUAGGAGGACGUCUUCUACUGAGAUAUGACACACCUGGUUCGUCGUGUAAAGAUUUCUGGAUGUUCUGUACAUCAGAACAUCUUCAUCCGUAUGGAUUUACGGCUAAGUCAGACUCCACUUGGUUCUUAGAACCACCCAGUUCUAUUGUAGAAAUGCAUACAUAUGAAGAAUGGAAGGACUUGUUAGAAAAUAUACCAAAAGGCAAUGAUCUACCGGAUGAACUGUUCCAUAAUAGUAUAGAACACCCGAAGCAUGGAUUUAAAAUUGGCAUGAAACUGGAAGCUUUAAGUCCAAGUGAUCAAAUGAAUAUAUGUCCAGCUACUGUCAUAAAAGUAUUUGAUGGCAUUUAUUUCCUUGUACAAAUUGAUGUAUAUGAUCCAUCUGCAAAUGCGACUGAUAUGGAAACAUGUACGUACAAUAGUACAGAAAAGAAUACUUGGCUCUGCACUGCAGAACAUCCAUACAUAUUUCCAGUUGGAUGGGCAAAGAAGAAUAACAUUAAAGUUGCAUUGCCAAAAGGCUGGAUUCCAAAGGGGGAAGAAUUUGAUUGGGACGAAUAUCUAAAAGAGACUCAAGCAACCGCUGCAGAAGAGACACUAUUCUUUGAAAGACAAAGUGCUGCAGAUGCAGGUUUCGAAUCUGGUAUGCGACUAGAAGCAGUUGAACCAGGAAACGAAAACAUCAUAUGUGCUGCGUAUAUUGCAAAAAUCGUUGACAAUCUCUUGUGGUUAAAGUUAGACAAUUAUGAUAACACAAGGCCAGAGAAUAUCGUUGAUAUGCAUUCCCUAAAAAUAUUCCCUGUUGGAUGGUGUGAAUCUAAUCACUAUCCACUGAAGCCACCGAAAAACUAUGCAGAGGUUUGUAAAAAGUUACACACACCUGUCAAGGAGGAGAAAAAGAACGGCGUUCUGGAUAUACCGAUAUCCGAGCCACGAUCUUCGUUGUGGUGUCCAAAGAUAUAUUUCAAUUACCGUUGUUUCACGGGACCAAUGAUUUCCAAAGGAAAAUUGGCCACUCUGCCAAAAGCAGUGGGCCCCGGUCCUGUAAUUUUAGUUAUGAGAGAAGUUUUAUCAAUGAUCGUAUCCGUUGGGUAUAGAAGUGCCCGCAUAUUGAAAGUACUGCAGUGUGAUUCGAAACCAGACCCUGGUUACCACUUAGAAGUUUUAAAGGCAAAACAUAAAAACAACACGUAUCGUGCAAGUGUUGCUGUUGUAACGUCUGGAGACAUGGUGGCUGAUUUUUGCAGAAAUAUUUGUAAAAAAUUAAUGGUGUGCCCGAAUCUCUUUGGUCCCUUACAUGUACCUGAAAAUGAGUGUCCUGAUAAAUGUCACAAGACGUCCAAAGCAAAAUUCACGGCCUCAGUGGGUACCGGAAGAAGAGGAAAACCAAAAGGUUACACCAGUAUCAUGGUACAGAAGCCAAAGCCGUGGGGUGGUAGAAGGAAGCGAAGACGAGGUAGAUGGGCAAAUAGGGAAAAAGAGGCGCAUGACGAUUUCGAUCAUGAAGAGGAGAUGCCAUUUAUGUCACUGGACUUAGCGAAACACGUAUCAGGACUCGAAGUGUCCCUCGAGGAUUGUCAACGACCACAACUCUCUGAAAUAGACAUCAUGAUUCAGAAAGGCUUAGAGAAAGAAGAAAAGUCCGACGAGUUUAAAACUGAACCUCCUUCGAGUAACGCUUCAGAAGAUUCUGGAAGCUCGUUUAACGAUAGGAAAACGAAAGACAGAGGAAGUCCCAGUAGCAUGAGCAGCAAACAACAUUCAUCGAAAUAUAAUCAAUGUAAUGCUGUCACUAGGGCAAGCAAAAGAGAACGAGAUUGGGACACAAGUAUCGAAUCUGAUUGUUCAGAAGCAGAUGCCGAAUACGUGCGGAUGCAACAGAAGCAACGACGUCCGAAAACGCGAAAGCUUGAUUCGAAUCCGUUAUUCUGGACCGUUGACGACGUAUUUAGAUACUUAAGGAAAACGAAUGAUUGUAAAGACAUUGCGUAUAGAGUCAAGCAAGAGGAAAUUGAUGGAUUGGCAUUUUUAUUAUUAAAUCUGCCGUCUUUAACGCAACACAUGAAACUACGGACGAGUUUAGCUAUGAAGCUUUGUCGCCACGUGGAACAAGUAAAAGUCACAUUCUUUUUACGACAUAUAAAUGAGGUAGAACCGAAUCAGUAUCAAAUUGUAUAAUUUAUAUAAUUAGGAAAUUAAAUUUAUUUUAUUAUUUAUACAGUGUAACAUAGUGUGCUGCGAGAAGGAGAAGCGACGUUGAAUUGUUUAUUGUAUAGUACUGACAAAGUGAUUUUUAAUUUAUACAUAUAUGAAUGCAAGACUGCAUUAUCAUGAAAU